GAAGCCCGCUCUUCGAGGGUCGGGCCGGGCUUUCCUUGGCCGCACAAGCGGGUCCUGCGCAGCCGGCGGAACACCCCGCCAUGGGGUGGUCACGGAGGCCUGAUGAGGGGCCGCGAGCCUCGGGCGAAGACCACAGGAGGCCGGCGUGGGCGGGGGUGCAUCCUGCACCUGGACGACAUGGGUGACAUAGGUGUCUUCCCCGGGGGUGCCCGCAGCCGCUGCCCUCCCUGCUCUGCCUCGGGAACCCAAGGUGUCCGGCGGCCGCCGAGUUGUGGACGGGACAGGGUCAGGCCUCCGCCGCCGCAGGCCCCGCCGACCGCAGAAGGGAGGCCCUCCUGGACCGCGCCCGGCUUGCUGCUGUUUCCCCAGCUGGGUGCCCGCCACCGGAUUGCAGCAGGGAGCUGAGCAAGCAAGCUUAGAUCCUGGCAGAAGACUGGAGCUUCAGGAGGCCCGAAGUGCCCUGGCUGGAGCGGCGCGGAGGGGCGCGGAGCACACAUAUCACCCAGUGCAGGGAAAGGCGCCCCCUCGUUUCUUUAGAAGCCAGGGGCCCUGCCCACGAGGCUGCUUGGUCACCGGGGAGUUGGACACGCAGAGGCCUGCUGUAGCUGAGCUCACCUACGAGGAGGGCUGGUGGGACCAGGAGGUGGUGCGACGGGCAGGCAGGUGGUACCUGCCUGGUGGGCCUCCCCGUGCGUGGCUCUUGCCUGCCCCCGCGGCGGUGAGCUGUGCUGCGCCCUUGGGCUGGGUGUUGCUGCAGUGUGUGCUCUAGGCCCUGCUGCAUCCCAGGCCUUCCCCAGACGGAGCUUCACGUUUCCCCAAGGCAGGUAACCAGAUGCCUGACUGGUGAGAGUUACUUAUUCUUACCUGCGGAGCUUAGCCACUUGCCAGCUCCCAAAGCUCCUCUCACUGACUUUGUUGGUGUUCUAAAGGCCUUUAUUUUAUGUUUUAGAGGAUUUUAAUAAUGAAACAAAAAAUCCUCAUGAGGACUAAAAGCGUGUGUUUAUCGAAAUGAUUUUAUGUCCCAAGACUACUCAGUUUCCUAAAAGGUGCCCAUGCUGGGGGUUGUGCUGGGCCACGUAGGAGGACUCGGAGUGUCUGUUACCACUUGUUGGCCACAAGGUAUAUAAUAAGUAGGGUCAGGGUUUGCCUGCACCUUGGAACUGGAGGCCGGGCUGCCCUCCCAAGAGGGGGCGUGAGCACUACUAGGUUUGCCAGUGGCAAGAACACCACCCCAUCUACUGGUUGUGCCGGUCUCCAGGGUGGAACAUCUGGGGCCACAUAGCACCAGACUCAGGAAUGGCACACAGUUGUCUUGACUCUCGUUUUCUAAAGAUCAUCUGGGAGACACUAGGGGACCUGAUGUCCUGAAGAGGUGCUACCGAACGUUGCCGUCCGGAGAUGGACAUUGGGUGAAUUGCCAUGGGAUAGCACGCUUCCUGACCAGCUCUCAAGGCAAGAGGCGAGGGAUGGUUGUGACACUUCAGGGGAGCACACCUGGUGACCCCAGGCCUUGAGCCAGCACCUCAGUGACCCUCGAGACUGUGCUGUGCGCAGUGUGUCAGCGCAGCCGCGAGAGCCCCAGAUUCUUGAAAAUGCUUUUCUCAGUCAUCAUGGGCCAGGGCUUUGCCAGCUUUGCCCACAUCUGGAAAGCUCACCUCCACAGCGGAUACCUAUCUGGUCCUGUCGGUCAGCAGGCCGGAGGAUCAGUGGCAUGACCACGGGCAUCUCUUGCAUGCCUGGGGCAGGCCCUCUGGCCCUGGCCCUUCCUGGCGGAGGCUUCCUUGUGCUCUGUGUGCCAGCCACACCUUCGUGUUUCCUCUAAUUGGUUUGGCGGGCCUGCCUUUCUGCCUGCUUGGCAUAAUGAGUGUGGUCGUCUUUAGAGAGGGACUGACAUUUGGGUGUUUCCACUGAGAGUGGCCGGGAGCCAGGUGUCCUGUCCUCACGCCCUCGCCGAGUGACUGGAGAGUCACAGGAUUUACGGCCGCUCCAGUCCUGGGCCUGGAUCACUGGACCCAAAUCUCCCCUGAGUUAUCUAUUAGCCACUAAACCAAAGGAUGCUCUUGUCUUCCUCGGGUGUCAGGGGUGGAGCAAGGAGGCGUCUGGGAGGGACGGGGAGGUCUGCCUGUGGAGCGUUGGGUCUGUACCUCCACGCAUGUGGAGAUGGUGCUGCGUGUAAGAUACGGGAGUUGGUUUUGUUUUGGCCAAACUUGCUAGGUAAUACUUUUAUUUUCUACGGUUAUUUGCAAGUCAGUAUUUCGAUUCUCAGUUUGAAGAUGGGGAAAUUAAACCUGAAAGAGGAAGUGGCUCAAGACCUCAAGUGUACUGAGAGGCAAAGUUGGUAAUAAAAUCUGCACUUUUCCGACGAUGUCCCUUGUCUUUCUCCAAGGAAAAAUGUCAACACAGGAAACGUAGACUUUACAGUGAGAAAUGGAAGCGGAGCACAGGCCAUGGAUUGAGCGAUGGUCUGAAAAUCAGAAUUAAUGGAGCUCUGUCUCCCCUGGAUGCUGUCCUGGGACUUCUCCUUAUUGCCACAAGCUGCCUGUUGAAAGUGCUCUGUCGGGGUCGAGCCCUGACCACGCGAACACCGUGAUGGCCGGGAGUCUGCGGCUUUCUCCUGCCCUUAAACAACUGGGUGAUGUUUCCUCACCAAAGUGCUGUAAUGCUGAAUAUGUUCAAAGUGCUCAGAACCACAGAUGAACCACCUGUUAAACAUCACUGUUGGUCAGCACAGGAAAUUUAUAAAGUGAUUCAGCAGAGGGAAUUUCUUUUUUUUAAUCAAGAAGGCAAUCUCAUUAUUUUCCCACCUGCAACCAUUAGUCUGUUCUCUCUGAGUUUGGUUUCUCUGUGUUGUUUUGAGAGAGUGCGUGUGCGAGCUGGGGUGGGGGAGGCAGGGGGAGAGAAUCAGGCAGGCCCCAUGCUCUGCAUGGAGCCCGACACGACGCGAGGCUCAAUCCCACGACCCUGACAUUGUGACCUGAGCCAAAAUCAAGAUUCGACGCCCAGCCAGCUGAGCCGCUCGGGCUCCUCUAGGAGUUUGGUCUUGUGUUUAGGUUCCACCUGUAAGAGAGAUGACCAGGUGUUUGUCAUUCCAUGUGUGACUUGUCUCAGCACGAUGCCCUCAGCUUCCACCUGUGUUGCAGACGUCAAGGUUUCUCUCCUAUUUGUGGCGAAGUAAUAUUCCAUUGUAUAAAUACGCACGUGACGGCCCGUUGGGGUGCUUCCCUGCUGGGUUCCUGCUCGUGACGCUGCAGUAACGGACAACGUGGUGGUUUGCUUCCUUCCAGUACCCUGCAGUGGAAUCACUGGAUCCUGCGGCGAUCCUGUUACCCUCUUGAGGACCCUCUGCACGUUUCCACGGUGGCUGCGCCAGCCUGCGUUCCCGCCCGCAGCGUGGGGGGCUCCCCUUUCUCCGCGUCCUCCCCACCACGUGUUGCUUCCUGAUGGUGCGAGGUGGUGUCCCACCGUAGCUUUGAUGUGUAUUUCCCCGAUGCCAGUGCCGAGUGAGGUGGAGCAUCUUUUCCUGUGUCCGUUUGCCACCUGGGUGUCCUCUUUGGAAAAGCGUCUGUUCAGGCGAGCCCACACCCUGACUGUGCUCUUCAUCCUCACCUGUGUGCUUGGCUACGUGACUCUGCUGGAGGAGACGCCCCGGGACACAGCUUAUAACACCAAGAGAGGUAUUGUGGCCAGUAUUUUGGUUUUCUUAUGUUUUGGAGUCACACAAGCUAAAGACGGGCCGUUUUCCAGACCACAUCCAGCAUACUGGCGGUUCUGGCUGUGCGUCAGCGUCGUCUACGAGCUGUUCCUCAUCUUCAUCCUCUUCCAGACCGUGCAGGAUGGCCGCCAGUUCCUGAAGUACGUGGACCCCAAGCUAGGCGUGCCGCUGCCCGAGAGGGACUACGGGGGAAACUGCCUCAUCUACGACGCACACAACGAGAGCGACCCCUUCCACAAUGUCUGGGACAAGCUGGACGGCUUUGUGCCCGCGCACUUCCUCGGCUGGUACCUGAAGACCCUGAUGAUCCGGGACUGGUGGAUGUGCACGAUCGUGAGCGUGAUGUUUGAGUUCCUGGAGUACAGCCUAGAGCACCAGCUGCCCAACUUCAGCGAGUGCUGGUGGGAUCACUGGAUCAUGGAUGUGCUCGUCUGCAACGGGCUGGGCAUCUACUGCGGCAUGAAAACCCUCGAGUGGCUGUCGAUGAAGACAUACAAGUGGCAGGGCCUGUGGAACAUCCCUACCUACAAAGGCAAGAUGAAGAGGAUCGCCUUCCAGUUCACGCCCUACAGCUGGGUCCGCUUCGAGUGGAAGCCUGCCUCCAGCCUGCGCCGCUGGCUGGCCGUGUGCGGCAUCAUCCUGGUGUUUCUGUUGGCAGAGCUGAACACGUUCUACCUGAAGUUCGUGUUGUGGCUGCCCCCGGAGCACUACCUGGUCCUGCUGCGGCUGGUCUUCUUCGUCAACGUGGGUGGUGUGGCCAUGCGGGAGAUCUACGACUUCAUGGAUGACCCGAAGCUCCACAAGAAGCUGGGCCAGCAGGCCUGGCUGGUGGCAGCCAUCACGGCCACGGAGCUGCUCAUCGUGGUGAAGUAUGACCCACACACGCUCACGCUGUCCCUGCCCUUCUACAUCUCCCAGUGCUGGACGCUUGGCUCCGUGCUCGUGCUCACCUGGACCAUCUGGCGCUUCUUCCUGCGGGACAUCACCCUGAGGUACAAGGAGACCCGGCGGCAGAAGCAACAGAGCAGGGGCGACCCGGGCAGAGCUGUCAGCACCGCAGACGGGCACCUGCCUGAGCCAGGAGACCCCCCAGGGCCCGCGGAGGCCGAGGCGGAGGGGGCGCCGGCCCCAAGCUGACGCACUUCAGGACCGGCUCCCGAGGGGCCCUGCCCCGUCCCCUGCGCACAGCGGGGCCCUGCGGCUCGGGCUUGUGCGCGUGUGUGGUGUGUGCACGGGCGUGGACCGUGUGUGGCUGCGGGCCCCCCCCCCCCCCCCCCCCCCGGGCUGACCCUGGGCAGCCACUCCCCUCUGCCCCUGCGGCCCAGCCCAGGCAUCAGCGCCUGUCCCUGCUCCCCGGGCCUGCGGCCACUGGGAGGCCCUAACUGCCCCGCAGCCCGCUGCCCCCGCUCAUCCAGGAACACCCGAGCGGCUUUGGACGGGGAGGUCUGAGCACGCGGGCCCCGACGCCCCUCGAGGAGCAGAGGCGCAGAGCGGUGGGCGGGCAGCAGGGCCGGGCUCUCCGGCGGCGGGGUGGAGGGUCGUCUUCACGAGCAAACCGAACAAGUGAAGCAGCGGGGCGCGGUCCGCACUGGCUCCUGGGGGAGGGGCGGCCGUGUGCAGGGGGUGGGGCCGGGAGCUGUGCCCGCUGGGGGCGGCGGCGGUCCUGGGCGCGUGCGCAUGCACACACCUGUGAACACGUGUGAUGCCACGCCCAGUGUGCCCCCCACAGAAAGGACAGGCACCCCUUCUGCCAAAAAAAGUGCUUUAAUAAAGUGUCUAAAACUUU
Messenger RNA from Nyctereutes procyonoides (raccoon dog), 5498 nucleotides. It is a transcript of the gene PTDSS2, whose product is annotated as phosphatidylserine synthase 2. The record is from RefSeq and is a predicted model, not a curated record. NCBI's taxonomy places the organism in Eukaryota, Metazoa, Chordata, Mammalia, Carnivora, Canidae. The transcript is spliced from 12 exons. The coding region runs from base 3473 to 4849 and encodes 458 amino acids. Gene Ontology annotation, biological process: phosphatidylserine biosynthetic process. Gene Ontology annotation, molecular function: L-serine-phosphatidylethanolamine phosphatidyltransferase activity.